Messenger RNA from Esox lucius (northern pike), 1816 nucleotides. It is a transcript of the gene slc47a3, whose product is annotated as solute carrier family 47 member 3. The record is from RefSeq and is a predicted model, not a curated record. Gene Ontology annotation, molecular function: xenobiotic transmembrane transporter activity; antiporter activity. NCBI's taxonomy places the organism in Eukaryota, Metazoa, Chordata, Actinopteri, Esociformes, Esocidae. Gene Ontology annotation, biological process: xenobiotic detoxification by transmembrane export across the plasma membrane. Bases 84 to 1811 code for a protein of 575 amino acids. Gene Ontology annotation, cellular component: membrane. The transcript is spliced from 17 exons.
CAGUUGCGUCUUGAGACAGCGGGUGUCAUUAGAAGUCAUAUUUUGACUUGUUCUUACCUAAACAGACAGACAAUUUUGAUGAAAUGUGUUUAGAAAUGGCCACUAAUGGAACUGUGGAGAGAAGGACAAAUGAGAAUGAAAGUUAUUCAUGUUCAUCGACAAUAUGUGGGAACUGUUUAAUGCAUAUUCACCGGUUGAUUCCUGUUGACUUCAAAAAAGAAAUAGUUCAAUUAUCAACAAUGGCUGCACCUGUGAUUAUGGCUCAGAUCAUGGUCUUUCUACUGAGUUUUAUCAGUACAGUUUUCUGUGGCCAUUUGGGGAAGACAGAACUGGCUGCUGUGGCACUCGCUGUAGCUGUGACUAACAUCACUGGUGUCUCCAUUGGAUCCGGGUUAUCAUCAGCAUGUGACACACUUAUAUCUCAGACGUUUGGAAGCCGCAACCUCCUGAAAGUUGGGGUCAUUCUACAGAGAGCUCUCCUCAUUCAACUUCUAGCCUGUUUCCCAUGCUGGGCUAUCCUCAUCAACACAGAACCCCUCCUUCUGGCUGUCAGACAGAGCCCAGAGCUCGCCAGGCUGGCUCAAACAUAUGUGAAGAUUCUGAUGCCAGCGCUCCCAGCCACAUUCAUUUACCAGCUGGAAGUCCGCUAUCUACGGAAUCAGGGAAUAAUAUGGCCCCAGGUCAUCACAGGUGUGGUGGCUAACUUACUGAAUGCCUUAAUCAACUACAUCUACCUCUAUGCUCUGAACCUGGGUGUAAUAGGGUCUGCAUGGGCCAACACCAUCUCACAGUUUUCUCUGGCUCUCAUGCUCUAUGCUUACAUCCUGUGGAAGGGAUUACACAAAGCCACAUGGGGAGGCUGGUCCUGGGAGUGCCUGGAGGAAUGGGGCACCUACAUUUACCUGGCCAUCCCUAGUAUGGUCAUGCUGUGUGUGGAAUGGUGGACCUAUGAGAUUGGAAGCUUUCUGGCAGGCCUGAUAAGUGAGGUGGAGCUCGGAGCACAAUCAGUCGUCUACGAACUGUCAAACAUUUGCUACGUGUUCCCCCUAGGUAUUAGUCUGGCAGGCAGUGUAAGAGUGGGCAAUGCCCUGGGUGCUGGAGAGACAGAGCAGGCCAAGCUUUCUGCCAAACUGACCAUGUUUUGUGCUGGUUCACUUUCUGUGUGCUUUUCGGUUCUUGUUGGGAUACUGAAGGACCAUAUCUCCUAUGUCUUCACAUAUGAUGAGCAGAUCAGAGAAAGGGUUGCUCAAGUUAUGGCUUUUUAUUCUCCUUUCCUGAUAUUAGAUGCAAUGACAGCAGCUUCAGGCAGUAUUAUAAGGGGGGUAGGGAAGCAGAAGGUCGGGGCGAUAUGCAGCAUCCUGGGUUUCUAUGGGAUUGGCUUUCCUAUUGGAAUACCCCUGAUGUUUGCUGCUAAACUAGGAAUCAUGGGUCUGUGGACCGGUCUGUUCAGCUGUGCGUUCCUACAGUCCUCAGUCCUCAUCGUCUACUUAUCCAAAAUGAGCUGGAAGAAAGCUACAGUAGAGGCCCAGAUCAGAGCUGGUGUGCAAAGCAACUCAACAGACAUGAAUAUGGCCCCAAAUACCCAUUCAGAUGAUUCACCUCCCCGUGGGGGCCACAUGGACCAAACUGCCCAGGCUAAAGAUGGUGCUGAGGUUGAUGGUGAGACCAGUGAUGGGGUGGCUCCCAGCACGGUGGGGGUCCUCCUGUCACGAAGGGCCCUGCUGUUGAGGAGGGGCUUGGCCCUGUGUUUCAUGCUCUUCAUCCUGGCCCUGGGGAUCGUUGUCAACCUGCUGCUCACCAAUGUAAUUUAAGGAAC